Ogataea angusta is the source of this 2028-nucleotide messenger RNA. RefSeq lists its product as uncharacterized. The transcript has 2 exons. The record is from RefSeq and is a predicted model, not a curated record. Gene Ontology annotation, molecular function: aldehyde dehydrogenase (NAD+) activity. NCBI's taxonomy places the organism in Eukaryota, Fungi, Ascomycota, Pichiomycetes, Pichiales, Pichiaceae. Bases 1 to 2028 code for a protein of 675 amino acids.
AUGGUCUCCGCACAAGAGCUCGUCAAACAGCACAGGUUCCUCAUGCUGUCCAAGUCGUGGUGUCCCGACUGCCACUACGCAAUAGCCGUGUUCAAGAAGUACAACGUGUUGGACAAAAUUGCGCUGGUGGAGCUGGAUAAGAUGCCUGCGAACCAGGCAACCGAGCUGGAGAAACAGUUCACCGCAAUUUCGGGCCGCAAGUGGGUGCCUACGAUAUUCUUCAACGGCGAGGUGUUUGGCACGGAACAGACGCUGAAGGAGCUGGACCCGAGUGAUCGUACCCCCUCUUCUGCACACCCUGCCUCAGCCUACCCCACUUUGUCCAGCUCCUGGCCGUGGAGCAAUUUCAUUGGAGGUAGUGCCCUUGGACCGUCCAGCAGGUCAUCUGGUGCAGAGCUGCAUGAAUUGAGGGGCCGCAGUAUAAAUACCCUGCCUCCCGCAAUUAUUGGUCCCCAGUACUCUUUUCCCAUCAUGCUCAGAACCUCUCUUAGAUCGCUGGCCAAGCCAGCCGCCAGAGUUAGCUUAAGAUUCUACUCUUCUUACCCGCUCUCCACCACCGUGACUCUGCCUAACGGAAAGUCCUACGAGCAGCCUACCGGUUUGUUUAUCAACAACGAGUUUGUUCCUUCGAAGCAGCACAAGACGUUUGAGGUGAUCAACCCUGCCACCGAGGAGGAGAUCUGCCAUGUUUACGAGGCCAGAAAGGAGGACGUCGACGACGCCGUCGACGCCGCAGAAAAGGCCUUCAAGGGCUCCUGGAGCACCGCCGACCCUGCCAUCCGUGGCAAGGCCCUGUGGAACCUGGCCGAGCUGCUGGAGGCCCACAAGGACACCCUGGCCGCCAUCGAGUCCCUCGACAACGGAAAGGCCCUGCAGCUGGCCCACGGCGACGUGGCGCUCGUGAUCAACUACAUCAGAUCGUGCGCCGGCUGGGCCGACAAGCUGACCGGCCAGUACAUCGACACGGGCGACACCCACCACACGUACACCAAGAGAGAGCCGAUCGGCGUGUGUGGACAGAUCAUCCCAUGGAACUUCCCUCUUCUGAUGUGGUCCUGGAAGGUCGGUCCUGCUCUGGCUGCCGGUAACACUGUUGUGCUGAAGACCGCCGAGAGCACCCCAUUGUCGGCUCUGUACGCCUCGCAGCUGGUCAAGGAGGCCGGCAUCCCGGCCGGUGUGGUCAACAUUGUGUCUGGAUUCGGAAAGAUCACCGGAGACGCCAUUGCCAGCCACCCUAAGAUCAAGAAGCUUGCAUUCACCGGCUCCACCGCGACCGGAAGACACAUCAUGAAGGUUGCUGCCGACUCGAACCUCAAGAAGGUGACCCUGGAGCUCGGAGGAAAGUCUGCCAACAUCGUCUUCGACGACGCCGACGUCAAGACCGCCAUCAGCGCCCUUGUGGCCGGAAUCUUCUACAACUCCGGAGAGGUGUGCUCUGCCGGCUCCAGAGUGUUUGUCCAGGAGGGCAUCUACGAGGAGAUCCUCAGAGAGUUCAAGGCUGCCGCCGAGACGCUCAAGGUGGGCGACCCAUUCGACCUGUCCACGUUCCAAGGUGCCCAGACGUCGCAGAUGCAAUUGAACAAGAUUCUUGGCUACGUCGACAUCGCCCACCAGGAGGGAGGCAGACUCAUCACCGGAGGUGAGAGACUGGGCAACAAGGGCUUCUUCGUCAAGCCAACGAUCUUCGCCGACGUGACCCCAGACAUGAGAGCAUACAAGGAGGAGAUCUUCGGCCCAUUCGCCGUGAUCACGCCAUUCAAGACGGCCGACGAGGUGAUCGAGCUGGCCAACGACUCCGAGUACGGACUCGCUGCCGGUGUGCACACCAAGUCGAUCGACACCGCCACGUACGUCUCCAACAAGCUCGAGGCCGGCUCUGUCUGGAUCAACACCUACAACGACUUCCACCAGAUGGUGCCAUUCGGAGGCUACAAGCAGUCCGGUAUCGGCCGUGAGAUGGGUGCCCAGGCCCUCGACAACUACACCCAGUGGAAGGCUGUGAGAAUUGGUCUGCAGAAGCCAACUUAG